Molecule: messenger RNA, 1161 nt
Organism: Arachis ipaensis
Lineage: Eukaryota; Viridiplantae; Streptophyta; Magnoliopsida; Fabales; Fabaceae
Product: 5'-adenylylsulfate reductase-like 5
Source: RefSeq, a predicted model, not a curated record
CCAUACAUGGCUUCUCUGCUUCUUCUCCUCUUCAUCACUUCUUUCUCCUUCGCGCAAUCCUCGUAUGUAUCAUCUCCAGACGUUCCUCCUUUUCUUUAUGCCCUUCAAUCUCAAUGCUCUAUUGACGUUUCGCCGACACCGCCUCGUCAGGUUGAUGGGGAUUUCAUAGACGCGAUUUUGUCCAGCAGAAAGAGCAUUGAACAAAUUUCUAUACUCUUCUAUGCUUCCUGGUGCCCUUUUUCACAAAGAUUGCUUCCCGACUAUGAAGUUCUUAGUUCCAUGUUUCCUCACGUAGAAUAUUUGGCACUUGAGCAGUCAUCAGCUUUGCCAAGCUUAUAUUCAAAAUAUGGAAUCCAUAGCCUGCCUGCUAUCUUACUGGUGAACCAGUCUUGUAGGGUGAGAUAUCGUGGUCCGCACAAUAUUAAAACCCUUGUAGAAUUUUAUGAGAGAAACACAGGAUUUGAAGCAAAUCUUAACAUUGUUAUACAUCAACUAAGCAGCUUAAUGAGAGAUGAGCAUUCGACAAUGAAGUCUUUAGUUGGUGUGUCGCUUAAAGAAAUAUCGAGCAGGGAACCUUACUUAGUGUUCUCGGUAUUGUUUCUAUGCUUGAGGAUGCUCCUCUUUGUGUUUCCCAAGAUCAUAUCACACCUCCAAGCAUUCUGGAAUUCGUAUGCUCCUCAUCUCAACUUGCAAAUAUUCAGUGAGACAAGCCAAGUGAUGAUGGGACGUGUUCGCAACGUGGUUGAUGUCAGGAGGAUAUGGAACAAGUUACGAUUAUGCAAGACCAGGAACUUUCAUGAGAGGGCGAGGAGCGCCAAGGCCUGGGCUUCUUCUCUGGCUUCUGUUUCAUUGGGAGAGUCGGCAUCCUCCGCCAGGUGAUAAUCUCAGAAUCUAACCAAAUCUUGUUCUAGUUGAAAAAGUAGUGUAGAGUUUGUCAGAUAAUAGCCUCAAGCUGCGGUUGGAGCUUGGGAGCACAUAGAUCAUCUUCUCUCUUAAUUUGUAUUAUUAGGUAAAAAAUUUGUGUUAAUUUUUAAGUCGAAUUUUGGGAGGAAGCAAACAGGAUGUAAAUGGGAGAACAAGUUUCCUUUUUUGUAAAUUGGUUGUGUCUGAAUGGAACUAUCUAUACACACAUUCCCUAAGCCUUUUAGACAUAGCAUAACA